Messenger RNA from Trichechus manatus latirostris (Florida manatee), 5616 nucleotides. RefSeq names its product kinesin family member 13A (gene KIF13A). Gene Ontology annotation, biological process: microtubule-based movement. NCBI's taxonomy places the organism in Eukaryota, Metazoa, Chordata, Mammalia, Sirenia, Trichechidae. The transcript is spliced from 42 exons. The record is from RefSeq and is a predicted model, not a curated record. Gene Ontology annotation, molecular function: microtubule binding; ATP binding; microtubule motor activity.
GCGAGCGGCCCGGCGAGCGCCGGCAACAUGUCGGAUACCAAGGUAAAAGUUGCCGUCCGGGUCCGGCCCAUGAACCGACGAGAACUGGAAUUGAACACCAAGUGCGUGGUAGAGAUGGAAGGGAAUCAAACGGUCCUGCACCCUCCUCCUUCUAACACCAAACAGGGAGAAAGGAAACCUCCCAAGGUAUUUGCCUUUGAUUAUUGCUUUUGGUCCAUGGAUGAAUCUAACACUACAAAAUAUGCUGGUCAAGAAGUGGUUUUCAAGUGCCUUGGGGAAGGAAUUCUUGAAAAGGCCUUUCAGGGGUAUAAUGCUUGUAUUUUUGCAUAUGGACAGACAGGUUCAGGCAAAUCCUUCUCCAUGAUGGGCAAUGCUGAGCAGCUGGGCCUCAUUCCAAGGCUCUGCUGUGCUUUAUUUCAAAGGAUUUCUUUGGAACAGAAUGAAUCACAGACCUUCAAAGUCGAAGUAUCCUAUAUGGAAAUUUAUAACGAGAAAGUGCGGGACCUUUUAGACCCCAAAGGGAGUAGACAGUCUCUUAAAGUUCGAGAGCAUAAAGUUUUGGGACCAUAUGUAGAUGGUUUAUCUCAACUGGCUGUUACUAGCUUUGAAGAUAUUGAGUCAUUGAUGUCUGAGGGAAAUAAGUCUCGAACGGUAGCUGCAACCAACAUGAAUGAAGAAAGUAGCCGCUCCCACGCCGUGUUCAACAUCAUCAUCACACAGACGCUUUAUGACCUGCAGUCUGGGAACUCGGGAGAGAAAGUCAGUAAGGUCAGCCUGGUGGACCUGGCAGGCAGUGAGAGAGUGUCCAAGACAGGCGCUGCGGGAGAGCGACUGAAGGAAGGCAGCAACAUUAACAAAUCACUUACAACCCUGGGGUUGGUUAUAUCAUCACUGGCUGACCAGGCAGCUGGCAAGGGUAAAAACAAAUUUGUGCCUUACCGAGAUUCAGUUCUCACUUGGCUUCUCAAGGACAAUUUGGGGGGCAACAGCCAGACCUCCAUGAUAGCCACUAUCAGCCCAGCAGCAGACAACUAUGAAGAGACCCUCUCCACGUUAAGAUACGCAGAUCGAGCCAAAAGGAUUGUUAACCACGCUGUUGUCAACGAGGAUCCCAAUGCAAGACUCAUCCGAGAACUGCGGGAAGAAGUGGAGAAACUGAGGGAGCAGCUCUCACAGGCUGAGGCUAUGAAGGCCCCAGAACUGAAGGAGAAGCUUGAAGAAUCUGAAAAGCUGAUAAAAGAACUAACAGUGACUUGGGAAGAGAAGCUGAGGAAAACAGAAGAAAUUGCACAGGAGAGACAGCGACAACUUGAAAGUAUGGGGAUUUCCCUUGAGACGUCCGGCAUCAAGGUGGGGGAUGACAAGUGUUACUUAGUCAACCUAAAUGCAGACCCUGCUCUCAAUGAACUCCUGGUUUAUUACUUAAAGGCUCAUACCAGGGUGGGAGCAGAUACCUCUCAGGACAUACAGCUCUUUGGCAUAGGAAUUCAGGCUGAGCACUGUGAGAUUGACAUUGCAUCUGAUGGGGAUGUGUCUCUUACUCCAAAAGAAAACGCAAGGUCCUGCGUAAAUGGCACCCUCGUGUGCAGCCCCACCCCGCUGUGGCACGGCGAUCGGAUCCUGUGGGGAAAUAACCACUUUUUUAGGUAACAUCUUUGUGUUCACUGCACGCUGAUAUGUGGCCACAAUGGGAGAGGUGAGUACUCGCCAGCACUGACAGAUGCCUCACCUUGUCUCGGCUCACCAGACCCAGUUCAAAAUGUGGUUCAGGUCCUGGAGAGACAGUACCUGGAAGAGAAGAGGAGCGCUCUUGAGGAACAGCGGCUGAUGUACGAGCGGGAGCUGGAGCAGCUCCGCCAGCAGCUCUCCCCUGAGAGGCAGCCCCAGAGCAGCGGCCCUGACCGCCUGGCCUACAGCAGCCAGACAGCCCAGCAGAAGGUGACCCAGUGGGCAGAGGAGAGGGACGAACUCUUCCGACAAAGCCUGGCGAAGCUCCGAGAGCAGCUGGUGAAAGCUAAUACGUUGGUGAGGGAAGCAAACUUCUUAGCUGAGGAAAUGAGCAAACUCACUGAUUAUCAAGUGACUCUUCAGAUCCCUGCUGCGAACCUCAGUGCUAACAGGAAGGUAAGAGAUGCUGGUAAAGAAAACAAGAGCGAGAUAGACGACAGGAAGCUUGGAGAAGAGGCGGCAAAGCACCGGGAAUGGAAUGAGAAAGUCCCUCCAGUAAAGAGACUCUACGGGAAACGACGUGACCCUUUCUACGAAGCCCAAGAGAACCACAACCUAAUUGGUGUGGCUAAUGUGUUCUUGGAGUGUCUCUUCUGUGACGUGAAACUCCAGUAUGCAGUUCCCAUCAUCAGCCAGCAGGGGGAGGUUGCAGGGCGUCUCCACGUGGAAGUGAUGCGCGUGACAGGAGCUGUUCCGGAGCGCGUGGUGGAGGAUGAGUCCUCGGAGAACUCCAGUGAAAGUGGGAGCCUUGACGUCGUAGACGGCAGCGGGGAAGUCAUUCACCGGGUCAAAAAAAUGACGUGCCGGGUGAAAAUUAAAGAGGCAUCCGGACUGCCCUUGAGCCUCUCGAAUUUUGUCUUCUGUCAAUACACAUUCUGGGACCAGUGUGAGUCUGUGGUGGCUGCGCCCGUGGUGGACCCAGAAGUGCCGUCUCCCCAGUCCAAGGAUGCCCAGUACACAGUGACUUUCUCUCACUGUAAGGACUAUGUAGUGAACGUCACCGAAGAAUUCCUGGAGUUCAUUUCAGAUGGCGCAUUGGCGAUUGAAGUGUGGGGCCACCGGUGUGCUGGCAAUGGUAGCUCCAUCUGGGAAGUCAAUUCCCUUCAUGCUAAGACAAGGACACUGCAUGACAGGUGGAAUGAAGUAACUCGCAGGAUAGAAAUGUGGAUCUCCAUCUUAGAACUGAACGAGUUAGGGGAAUACGCUGCCGUAGAGCUUCAUCAGGCGAAAGAUGUCAACACGGGAGGCAUCUUUCAACUAAGACAGGGUCAUUCUCGUAGGGUGCAAGUCACGGUGAAGCCCGUGCAGCAUUCGGGGACCCUGCCUCUCAUGGUGGAAGCUAUCUUGUCGGUAUCCAUUGGCUGCAUAACGGCCAGGUCUACCAAACUCCAGAGAGGGCUGGACAGUUACCAGAGAGAUGAUGAGGCUGGUGAUGAUAUGGAUAGUUAUCAGGAAGAAGAUUUAAACUGUAUAAGAGAGAGGUGGUCUGAUGCCCUCGUUAAACGACGAGAAUACUUAGAUGAACAGAUUAAAAAAGUCAGCAAUAAACAAGAGAAAACAGAGGAUGACGUGGAGCGGGAAGCCCGGCUCGUGGAGCAGUGGGUGGGGCUGACUGAGGAGAGAAACGCUGUGCUGGUCCCAGCACCGGGCAGUGGCCUCCCCGGGGCUCCCGCCAACUGGAUCCCGCCUCCUGGAAUGGAAACCCAUAUACCAGUUCUCUUCCUUGAUUUGAACGCGGACGACCUGAGUGCCAACGAGCAGCUUGUCGGCCCCCACGCGUCGGGUGUGAACUCCAUCCUCCCCAAGGAGCACGGCAGCCAGUUCUUCUACCUGCCCAUCAUGAAGCACAGCGACCACGAGGUUUCAACCAUCGCCUCUUGGGACUCCUCGGUACAUGACUCCGUCCACUUGAACAGGGUCACACCCCAGAAUGAAAGGAUUUACCUCAUUGUGAAGACCACCGUCCAACUCAGCCACCCGGCUGCUAUGGAGUUAGUCUUGCGAAAACGGAUUGCGGCCAAUAUUUACAACAAACAGAGUUUCACCCAGAGUUUGAAGAGGAGAAUAUCAUUGAAAAAUAUAUUUUAUUCCUGUGGUGUCACCUAUGAAAUAGUAUCCAAUAUACCAAAGGCAACAGAGGAGAUCGAGGACCGGGAAACGCUGGCUCUUAUGGCAGCGAGGAGCGAGAACGAAGGUGCGUCCGACGGGGAGACCUACAUCGAGAAGUAUACACGGGGCGUGCUGCAGGUGGAGAACAUUCUGAGCCUCGAACGGCUCCGGCAGGCCGUCACUGUAAAAGAAGCCCUUUCCACCAAAGCUCGGCAUAUACGGAGGAGCCUUAGUACACCAAACGUUCAUAAUGUCUCUUCCAGUCGACCAGACCUUUCUGGCUUUGACGAAGACGAUAAGGGUUGGCCAGAGAACCAGUUAGACAUGUCUGACUACAGCUCCAGUUACCAGGAUGUUGCGUGUUAUGGAACUUUACCCAGGGAUUCACCUCGAAGGAGUAAAGAAGGUUGCACGCCCGAGAAUCCUCACGCCUUAAUGGUCAGCCCCUUUAAAGCAUUCUCUCCUCAGCCGCCAAAGUUUUUCAAACCCCUAAUGCCUGUGAAAGAGGAGCAGAAGAAAAGGACAGCUCUCGAAACGAGGCCUCUUCUGAGCCAGGAGAGCAUGUCUCCAUCUCAGCCACAUACCCCUGGCUGCAUUGUACCCUCGGGAAGCAAUGGCAGCAGCAUGCCAGUAGAACACAAUAGCAAACGCGAGAAGAAGAUUGACUCAGAGGAGGAGGAAAAUGAGCUGGAAGCUAUCAACAGGAAGCUGAGAAGCUCACAGCCAUAUGUACCUGUGGAGUUCGCUGACUUCAGUGUUUACAAUGCCAGCUUGGAGAACAGGGAGUGGUUUUCUUCUAAAGUAGAUCUGACAAACUCACGGGUCUUGGAGAAAGAAGUGUCCCGUAGCCCUACCACCAGCAGUAUUACCAGUGGCUACUUUUCCCACAGUGCCUCCAAUGCCACCCUGUCUGACAUGGUGGUCCCUUCUAGUGACAGCUCAGACCAGCUGGCCAUUCAGAUGAAGGAUGCGGACACCCGUGAGCAUUCCGGACCAUCGCUUGUUCCUGAGUGCAGACUGUCCUCAGACAAAGAGUUGACAGAACUAGAAAGAGGCUUGGUAAAGGAUAAGUUGAUCAUGGUGCCACUCAAGGAAACCAGUGCCUUAGCCAAAGGGAGCCCAUCAUCCCACAGCAUCCCUGAGAAAAACUCCAAAAUCCUGUGUAGGACUGGCUCGUGUUCAGGACUAGAUGCCUGUCCCAGUGAAAAAGGCCCACCGGCCAGGGAGUUCUCCCCCAGGGAGGUGACCAUUGAACACACCACCAACAUCCUGGAGGAUCAUUCUUUCACAGAGUUCAUGGCGACGCUCGGCGCAUCCCCCUCCCCGCCUUCAUUUCCCAGAACCCACCUUCUCCCGCUGAACUACGUUUCCCAGCGCCCCCCGCGCAGCCGAGAGCGCGGGCUCGUGCGGCUCUUCCUUCCUCCUCGCCUCUCACCCGGUCGCAGCGAGAUGAUGCACAUGCGUCGGGCGCCGAAGAGUGACGAUGCGCUGGCUCGCGACGGCGGCGGCCUUAGCAGCGGCAAUAGGCGCAACAGCGGCGGCCACUGCAGGGACGACGACGGCAGGGCGGGCGCUGUGCGCAGAGGGGAGGGCGGCGCCCGGAGCCGCUCGCACUGUCCUCGGCGGGAGAUCUCCAUAGAGACCGUGACACACACAGAGGCGGGGGUCCGCGGGAGGCCGCCGGACCGAAGCCAGCUCCUCGGCCUCUGCCGCUGCCACCCCGUCCUCUCGGCCAGCGCGCACCCUCUCCGCUCCGGCUCGCAACCUCGCGGUCCCUGA